AUGCCUUCAUCCCCACUUGACACCACCACCGAGCCUGAUGAGCCUGGUCCACCUUUGCUAUUAUCCCCACUGGCUGAGCGCACCCACAGUUCACUCGCCACCAGUCCAUAUGCACCCACACCUGAACCCCCACCUCUCUGCCGAUCUGAAUGCAUCUCUGUGCCUUCCGUUCGCUUACGUGACUACAUCUGCAAUCAGGUCAUGUUGCCCAUCCCUGAUCACUCGUCUUCUUUACUGCCAAGUCCUACUAAAGGUACACGUUUUCCGCUUUGCAAUUAUCUCUCAUAUCAUCGUUAUUCCUUGGCUCACCUUGCUUUCAUUGCAAAAGUCAGUAACAUUGUUGAACCCAGUUCUUAUGAGGUAGCUGCUCCUCACUCUCAUUGGCAAGAGGCCAUGCAGUAUGAAUUGCAGGCCUUGUCCGAUAACCACACUUGGAGUCUUACUCCGUUACCUGCUGGCAAGAAGCCCAUUGGUUGUCGGUGGGUGUAUAAAAUAAAGCUUAAAUCAGAUGGCUAUGUUGAGCGAUAUAAAGCCCGGUUGGUUGCUAAAGGUUUUACUUAG
This is a messenger RNA of Prunus armeniaca (apricot), 561 nucleotides long. Lineage: Eukaryota; Viridiplantae; Streptophyta; Magnoliopsida; Rosales; Rosaceae. The record is from the annotation of a GenBank genome assembly.